AUCGCCCGUCCCGAGCCACUAACCAGCCAGACUUUGGUGGUGAGGCGAUCCGCUGGCUGCUCGGCACGGGGAGAAUCGACCCCUCGAUCAAAUAGCGUCAAGUCAGGAACCGAGACAGAACGAUGGAACAGCAUCUGAGAUGCAACAACUUGAGAUGCAGAAAGGAGCUCUGCGAGCGGGCUUUGGUUACAACUUGCAGCCACAUAUACUGUCUCGACUGUGCCAAGGGCUGCGGACUGACAAGUCAAGACCUUCAGCCUUCCCGUACUUGCCCGGCAUGUCGAUCUCAACUACCGAACCCGGACGACGUUGUCAUCAGUAACCUCCACCCGACAGAGGACUACAAGACGAGCGUAUUGAGCGGCUUGAGCCCAAAUAUCAUCAUGGAGUGUUCAGGCAAAGCAUUGAGCUUCUGGGCAUACCAGAUGACCCAGGAAAUAGUUUAUCAGGAGUAUCUGGGCAAGACGCUAUCGGAAAGGUACUCGACUGUGAGUCUCGACCUGAAACAGGUGGUUAAUGAAGCCAAUUCCCACAUUGCGAACUUGGAGAAUAAGCUCGCAGGCUUGACUAUCGACAUGGACAAGAUGAGGCACAAAAACGAGGAGGUUGGACAAGCGCUCAGAGAGAAGAAUAAGAAACUGAUGCAGACCCAAGAACUCUACGACAAGCUCAAGCGAAAGGCGAUGAUUGGAGAGAUGCAAGAUGCCGCCUCGGAUGCCGUGAACUCCAACCUCGAAGCAGCGGCAGCGGCAGUGGUGAUGCAUUCGGACCAUCUGACGCAGCCAGGCCUGUACGAACCGCAGCUCACGAGUCCUCGACACAAUCCACUGAUUACAGAGAGAACCGAGCGUAUGUUUGGAACGUCCAAUUCUGUGAGGGGCCACCCAAGGCAUCAAAACCCGGAUGCUGGGUGGGCCAAGCCCCAGGGCCAACAUUUAGAUAUCCCUUUGACUCCAUCGACUCAUCGUCAACGGGUCGGAAAUGCUGCAAGUCUCGGCCUCUCCACGGUCCCAGGGCUCGUGGCUGGCACCCGUCUACCAACGCCGAGUUCCGCUCGAGAUAUUCGCCAGCCCGCUCCUAGUUCGCAUUAUUCCGGAUUCCACAACCCACCGAGCUUCCCAGGUGUUGGCCUAAGUUCGGGCCUCAAGACCGGGCAUGGAAUGGUACAUCAAGGUGCGGAUAGUCAGGGGCGAUUCCACGCAAGACCUAGAGUUAUACACAGGCCGACUCCCAUCCAACCACAUCAAUCAUUCAUGCAGCAGCAAAAUCCCCAGGGCCGUGAUGGGCUGGGUUAGUCUAUUGGCGGUAAUACCAACUCUGUUACAACAGAGGUCUCGGAAGAAGUUGUUUGCCGACAUGGUUGGCGCGUCACAUGUAUACUCCAGGAAGCUCGGGUCGAUUAUUACCGUGGUCAUUAAGCUCCUUGAGAGGUGCUUUGUGGCUUUGUUACGUAGUCUACCCUGCAUUCAAAGGCCUAAAAGGAUGCUGUGGCACAUUGUCGGAUGAACAAAGGACUUGUUCACCUCGCCUGAAAGGGCCCGUGAUGUAUGUAUUGCUUUCAUUGGGACACCAAAAUGAUGCAUUCAGCUUUCAGGUUCUCUAUAUAUAUGCCUCGAUAGACC
This is a messenger RNA of Phialemonium atrogriseum, 1622 nucleotides long. RefSeq lists its product as uncharacterized. Gene Ontology annotation, molecular function: ubiquitin protein ligase activity. Gene Ontology annotation, biological process: reciprocal meiotic recombination. The record is from RefSeq and is a predicted model, not a curated record. NCBI's taxonomy places the organism in Eukaryota, Fungi, Ascomycota, Sordariomycetes, Cephalothecales, Cephalothecaceae. Gene Ontology annotation, cellular component: synaptonemal complex. The transcript has 6 exons. The coding region runs from base 123 to 1295 and encodes 390 amino acids.